Molecule: messenger RNA, 1769 nt
Organism: Arabidopsis thaliana (thale cress)
Lineage: Eukaryota; Viridiplantae; Streptophyta; Magnoliopsida; Brassicales; Brassicaceae
Product: Metallo-hydrolase/oxidoreductase superfamily protein
Exons: 8
Coding region: 154-924 (256 amino acids)
Source: RefSeq, marked reviewed
UUUUAUGUUAAUAAAAGGAAUAUAUAUACUGUGAAAAAGACAAGUUUGUGUAAGGGAUCGCAUAUAAUCUCAACUAAUACAAUAAACAAAGAUAUAGCCGUUGGCAUUAAUCAGCUUUGGCUAGACCAACCAGAAGAUCAGAAUCUUGAGAAGAUGGAGAAGAAUCAAUCUGAUGAUGAUGGAACGGCUCUGAUCUUUCUUGGAACAGGCUGCUCCGGUGCAGUUCCCGAUUUCAGAUGCUUACUCCAGCCGUCAGAUCCUCCUUGCCAUGUCUGUUCUCAGUCCCUCUCUUUACUUCCUCACCUUAACCCUAACUACAGAUGCAAUACAUCGCUCUUGAUUGAUUAUUGCAGCAAGGAAGAAGAUGGUAGACAUAAGUACAUACUUAUUGAUGUUGGCAAGAGUUUUAGAGAGCAAGUCCUUCGUUGGUUUACCUUUUAUAAGAUUCCUCGAGUCGAUUCCAUCAUUCUAACUCAUGAGCACGCAGAUGCGGUUCAUGGCUUAGAUGAAAUUCGAUCUCUUCAACCUCGUGGUGCAACUAUUGUUGAUACCGAUCCACUUCCCGUCUUUCUAUCUCAAUUUACAAUGGAGAGUAUUGCUACAAGGUUUCCUUAUUUGGUUGAAAAGAAGGUAAAAGAAGUACCUAGACGAGUUUCACUUCUUGACUGGAAAAACAUCGAAGAGAAUUGUGACGAACCAUUCGCUGCCUCGGGCUUAUCUUUCACGCCUCUUCCGGUGAUGCAUGGAGAGGACUACAUUGCUUUAGGUUUCCUCUUCGGCGAUAAAAGUAAAGUGGCUUAUAUAUCAGACGUAUCACGGAUUCCACCGAGUACCGAGUAUGCUAUUUCCAAAGCUGGGGCUGGACAGUUAGAUCUUCUUAUCCUGGAUACAAAUAUACCGUGGAAGGUUCACAUCAUCUCAUAACUUUUGUUUACCGCUUUUUCGAUCUUGAUAACCUUUCUUGCUGACCAUCUCUUUGAUAAUAGAGAGGACCACAUCCCACACACAUCUGUUUUACAGAGGCUCUUGAGAUCUUAAAGAGGCUAUGUCCAAAGAGAGCGCUUUUAACGGGUAUGACACACGAGUUUGAUCACCAUGAAUACAAUGAGAUACUUGCAGAAUGGUCUCUAAGGGAAGGAAUCCAUGUACAGCUUGCUCAUGACGGAUUACGGCUUCCAAUAGACCUAUGAGCAAAUUACUAAAGACAAAUCUUAGAAUUCUUGUUACCUAUCAAGAAUACAAAUGACAAAAAUUUCCAAAAUUAUAUGAGUAGAAUCUAUAUUUUGAUACAGUAAUGAAAAUCUCUGUUUCUUUACUUGUUCUGGGAAUGAUUCAAAAUCUUUAAACCAAGCCCUUGAAACAACUUCUCUAAAUUUGAAAUCUCAUUCUCAAUAUUCACUUCAUCUUCUCUUGUGAUCUUUUCAUGCAACUUGGUUAGUCUCUGAGUCCCAACAUUCACUCCUUCUGCAUAAUCUCUAAGCGCUCGUCUCAUUGAUCCAUUUUCGUCUUGAACAUCUUUGUAUUUCCUUUUCAGAGAUCGGUAUCCGUCAAUAGAUUUGAGUAGCUGUUCAGACAACUCUUUGUUUCUUCCCUGUAGAGGCACAUUGUUGUCUCCUGGACCUGGACCAUCAAUAUCUUCUUUCUUCUCCUUAUUAUGCUCUACCGCGCAAUUCUGCACUUUCUUAAGUAAUUUCUCAUUUUGAGCCCUAAAAUCACUUACAAGCUCCUCCAUUUCGUUUAAUUCGUGAGCUUUCCUCGAAAGCUCCAAA